Molecule: messenger RNA, 1749 nt
Organism: Chaetura pelagica (chimney swift)
Lineage: Eukaryota; Metazoa; Chordata; Aves; Apodiformes; Apodidae
Gene: GTF3C5
Product: general transcription factor IIIC, polypeptide 5, 63kDa
Exons: 12
Coding region: 1-1749 (582 amino acids)
Biological process (GO): transcription initiation at RNA polymerase III promoter
Cellular component (GO): transcription factor TFIIIC complex
Source: RefSeq, a predicted model, not a curated record
AUGCCCAUCUACCCAAAAUGGGUAGGGGCAGACCAUGCUGAUGACCUGCAGUAUGUCUUUGGGAAACCCUUUGCCACCCCCCUGGGCUACCGGCCCAAGCACAGGACUGUCUCACGUGCCAUGAUUGCUUACUGGACCAAUUUUGCCAGGACAGGCGAUCCCAACAAAGGGAAUUCAAAGGUGCCCGUUCACUGGCCACCCUACAGCAAGAAAGGCACUUACUACCUGGAAAUCAACAACAAGAUGAACAAGAACUCCGUGAAGGAGGGUCUGAGGGCCCCCUUUGUGACCUUCUGGAACUCGGUCUAUCAGAAGCUGCCACAAGUUGCCAACAUCUCGAUCUAUGCAGACCCUGCCAAAAGGCUGGAGCUGUAUUUUCGCCCCAAGGACCCUUAUUGCCACCCCGUGUGUGCCAACCGCUUCCCCACCUCCACCCUGCUGCUCAAGGUGAGGAGAAGGACCAAGAAGCAGCAGCAGCAGCACAGGUCAGACACCGAAGGACAAAGCCAGCCAGAAGUCCAGUUUGAGAUGGAAAUUCUUGGGAUUGUCACCACUGUUUACAAAUUUCAAGGAAUGUCUGAUUUCCAGUACCUGGCAAUGCACUCUGGUCCUGAUGGCAAACAAACCUCCAUGUAUGACAAAGUCCUAAUGCUCAAGCCAGAGAAGGAAGAAUUCUUCAAUAGAGAAUUACCUCUCUACAUCCCACCACCAAUUUUCUCACGUCUGGACACUCCUGUUGACUAUUUUUAUCGGCCAGAUAUACAGCACAGGGAGGGAUACAACAACCCCCAGGUGUCUGGUGAGAACCUGAUAGGCCUCAGCAGGGCCCGGCGCCCACACAACGCCAUUUUUGUCAACUUUGAUGAUGAAGAAAUCCCCACUAAACCCUUGGAUGCUGCUGUACAGACCUGGAAGAAAGUGUGCACCAAUCCUGUGGAUAGAAAGGUGGAGGAAGAGCUGAGAAAGCUCUUUGAAGUCCGUCCCAUCUGGUCUCGGAAUGCAGUAAAAGCCAAUAUCAGUGUCCACCCAGACAAGCUGAAGCUCCUGUUGCCAUAUCUGGCCUAUUACAUGUUAACAGGUCCUUGGAGAAGCUUGUGGGUUAGGUUUGGGUAUGAUCCCAGAAAACACCCUGAAGCAAAGAUUUACCAAGUACUGGACUUUCGAAUCCGCUGCGGAAUGAAAUAUGGUUAUGCCCCUAACGAUAUGCCUGUGAAAGCCAAACGCAGCACAUACAACUACAGCCUGCCCAUCACUGUCAAGAAGCCAGUAAGUCAUACAGUCAGUGUACAUGAUCUGAAACAGGGGCUUGGUACAUCCAGUGCAUCUGGUGGGAAAAAGCCUGCCUGCAGCAGGUAUAAGCUGAAGGAAUCCAUCUACGUUUUCCGAGAAGGAGCCUUACCCCCUUAUCGGCAGAUGUUCUACCAGCUCUGUGACCUGAAUGUGGAAAGCCUACAGAAGAUCAUCCAUCGGAACGACGGCGCGGAGUCAGAGUGCACGGAGCGGGACGGGUGGUGCCUUCCAAAGACCAGCGAUGAUCUGCGGGACUCCAUGUCUCUGAUGAUAAAGCAGAUAAUCAGAUCCACGAGACCUGCUCUUUUCUCAAGUACAACAAGCAGUCAAGAUGGAAAAGAGCAGCUGGCAUAUGAGUCUGGAGAGGAUGAAGAUGAUGAAGAGGAGGAGGAAGAGGACUUCAAGCCUUCUGAUGGGAGUGAAAAUGAAAUGGAGACAGAAAUUCUGGACUAUGUGUGA